Messenger RNA from Colletotrichum navitas, 664 nucleotides. RefSeq lists its product as uncharacterized. The transcript is spliced from 2 exons. NCBI's taxonomy places the organism in Eukaryota, Fungi, Ascomycota, Sordariomycetes, Glomerellales, Glomerellaceae. The coding region runs from base 123 to 575 and encodes 150 amino acids. The record is from RefSeq and is a predicted model, not a curated record.
GCCCCGCUGCCCUAUGCCAACAGGGGCCGGUCCGGCUGGUGUCGUCCAUUCUCAAAUCUCUUGGAGCUGUCAACCGUUAUUCGUGACGUUGGAGUGCGACAACUGUCUUUGAUUGGACGGGAAUGACGGAGAGAAUCAUGAGGCUGGACGGGUCAACUGACGAAGAAGUCGGGGUAGCUGCUGGCACGAUCCAGGCAAUCUCAAAGCCUGGGUUGUGGAACUCUACUGGCUUGGUAUUGUACCCUCUCUAUGAGCGACACAGGAAAGCCAAGGUGGCUCUCUUCAGAUCUGUGGCCUAUAAGACUGCAGGCAGCAACUCGGAUCCAAAAGGGAAAAUGCAGGCAAUACUUAGACGGGAUGGCUUCGCGGCACGCCAUCGCUAUCACCCGGCCCGAGCUCGGAGCUUCCACAUCUUUCACAUCACCUUUCGUGGACAUGGUCGAGGGUGCCGCAGCGCCGCUGCACUGGUCAGACAAAGAUCCCAAGUAUCUACACUAUCGCAAUGCCCGGGGUUUGCAGGACCAAAAGUCAGGCGCAUAGGUACUUACGGAUGUAGUUUGGUCGGGUCUUCCUAGCCCUCACGUUUGUGCGCUCUACACUCCAGCCGCUCCCGGGCCCGUGCCUCGAGACACCAUCACCGCUUAUGAGUUUCUCGCACUGAUCU